This is a messenger RNA of Phytophthora nicotianae INRA-310, 1835 nucleotides long. RefSeq names its product 3-demethylubiquinone-9 3-O-methyltransferase. The record is from RefSeq and is a predicted model, not a curated record. Bases 65 to 871 code for a protein of 268 amino acids. Gene Ontology annotation, biological process: ubiquinone biosynthetic process. Lineage: Eukaryota; Oomycota; Peronosporomycetes; Peronosporales; Peronosporaceae. Gene Ontology annotation, molecular function: 2-methoxy-6-polyprenyl-1,4-benzoquinol methyltransferase activity. The transcript is spliced from 4 exons.
CAGCAUUCCAAACACAAACACCCAAAUAGUGUUCCCUCUGACGCCAGGCUCAGCAUUAAGCAAGAUGCUGGGUCGCGUUGCACGGCUGCCUGCCCGUGGCUUCAAGACCGGCGCCCUGUUCUCUACGGUGGUGGAGGAUGAAGUCCGGAAGUUCAACGCCGCGUCUUCCGAUUGGUGGGCCCCUAAGAGCACGACGGGUGUUGGACCUCUGCACCAGAUCAACCCUGUACGUGUCAAGUACAUUCGCAGCCACGUGAUCGGUCAUUUCGGCCGUACGACUGACGACGACCCCAUGCCGCUGCGCGGUUUGCGCGUGGCGGAUGUGGGCUGCGGUGGCGGAAUUCUGUCGGAGGCAUUGUGUCGCAUUGGCGGCACGAUGGUAUCCGCUGACCCUGGUGAGGAUAACAUUGCAGCGGCGAAGAAUCAUGCCGCCAUGAGUCGCCACACCAGCAGUAUCGACUACCGUCAGUGCACGUCUGAUGACCUGGUGGCACAAGGAGAGCAGUUCGACGUGGUGUGUUCGCUAGAAGUCAUUGAGCACGUAUCUGACGUGCCUGCUUUCUUACACUCACUCUCGCCUCUGGUGAAGCCGGGUGGUUUGCUGUUCCUGUCGUCGAUCAACCGCACGGCGUUGUCAGCCGCUCUUGCUAUUGGCGCCGCGGAAUAUGUGAUGCGUAUCGUCCCUCCAGGUACACACGAUUGGAACAAGUUUGUGCAGCCUGGCGAGAUUGAGACCGAAUUGAGGAAGGACGGAUUUACUGUGAAAGACGUGUCGGGUAUUGUAGGAGAUCUGAUCUUUCGCAGCUGGUGUAUUCAUCCGACGUGCACAGAUAUCAACUACAUCCUGUGUGCCACCAAGCCUCAAGAGUAAACAGUAACAAGAACCACCAUGCUGCAAAGCGCGCUGGCUUACGAAGUCUUUAGCUUAAGAUGUGUAGGCUACUCGCACAGUAUCUAGCAAGCUACCGAUCGUCUUCUGAAUCAUCUCCACCCUGCAGUUUGGUUUUAGCGGCAUCAUCGGUACGUGCGCUAUAAUAACGCUGAGCACUCCAAUACGAUGCAACUAAGGCUUCGUAUCGCUCGUUCUUGACGAGAGAAAGCUGCAUGUCGUGGUCGUCCAAAGUGGCCUGAUCCUUCAGCAUGCGAUGAAAUAGUCGAUCUCGUGCAGCUUCGGUUGCCGGCCAGUUCGACGGCACUGCCAGGCCCGCAAGUUCCUUCCAUUGGUGCUCUAGCGCAUCUAGCAUGGAGUAUUAGACACGCGUUAGUGGCGUUUGAAGAUGUUUCGAGACUGCAAGAUGAUCGCGUGGCGUACUUGCACCGCUGAACUCGACGUGAAUGUGCGUCUUACUAUCCUCAUUGGAGCUUAUUUCGUCUUUAGCUUCUAGCUCUCGCAACUUUCGACUGCAGUACCAGAUAUGAAUCAGCACUAUGUUUGAUAUGAAAGAAACAAAGGUAAACUACGUACCGGAUUGUUUGAAACGCGCUCAUGGAGAUGAAUACUACAAGUAUUGAAGUUUGCUGAACUGCAACGGCAGCGGUGAGGGAGCUUGCUGUGUGCGGAAAUCGUGGAUCUCCCAGUAUGAUUCCUGCCGCACGUUUGGCUUCAAAGUAGGCUAUUUGCUGCAUUAGCGAGCACCCACGAGGGCUCUUAGGAUCUCGUAAUCGGAUAGCAAUGAAAGAAUCAGCCAUAUUGCUGCGGCGUGAGAGCGGUGAUAUCCGCAUCGGGUCUGUUUCGCACGGGUUAAACACUUUGAAGUCGGGGAAGAUAAGAUCAUUUCUGCCGAUAGGAAGGUUUACUCCAGUGGUGCCGCCACCCGAACUAUAAUCCGCGGGCU